Molecule: messenger RNA, 642 nt
Organism: Protopolystoma xenopodis
Lineage: Eukaryota; Metazoa; Platyhelminthes; Monogenea; Polystomatidea; Polystomatidae
Source: the annotation of a GenBank genome assembly
AUGUCUGAGCUGCCUUUCACAUGCCCAUCGCAUACUUCAGGCACACGACCUUCGGGAAUGGACGAUCAAUCGGGCCUUGAUGCCGAUCCGCACAUGUUACACCUCGACAACACAUUCCGAAACAAUUCCACUGCAUUUGCCUCGUGCAUGUUGGCUUCGCUUCCCUCGUCUGCUUUACCCUUUCAGACAGACCUGGUGAACUCAUCUCUAGGCGGCAUUGCCAGCGGGGAUUUGUCCAUUCAACCGGACCCUUGUGUAUUCGUGUCCCGUGACUCAGCCAGAACCCAUAAGCCCACUUGCAACUUUGGGGGAAACCCGGAGAUGAUCUUUGAAGGACAGGAAUUGCACCCUUUCGAAGGAUACACAUCUGAGUCCUGUCUUGUUCUGUCUUGUCUUGUCUUGUCUUGUCUUGUCUUGCUUGUCGGAUUAACAAGGCAUUUGCAUAAUCUUCUUAGUUUUUUCGCAUCCUCCCUCGGCUCGCGUCUGUAUGUCGUCCUUCGAAGUGGACAAGGAGGUCCGAAACCCACUCCAGAAGGACUCAAGUUUCGGCCACAGACAAGGCCUCGAGUAGCCUCACCGAAGCGCCGUAGGCUGGCUCCCGUCGAGGAUCUCCGAGAAGAUGCGACAUUCGCGCGGCCAUAA